GGGACAGGUAGUGCGCGGCGAUGGCGGAGAAGUUCGACCACCUGGAGGAGCACCUGGAGAAGUUCGUGGAGAACAUCCGGCAGCUGGGCAUCAUCGUCAGCGACUUCCAGCCCAGCAGCCAGGCUGGCCUCAAUCAGAAGCUGAAUUUUAUCGUGACCGGCUUACAGGAUAUCGAUAAGUGCAGACAGCAGCUUCACGAUAUUAUGGUCCCUCUAGAAGUUUUCGAGUACAUCGAUCAAGGUCGAAACCCCCAGCUCUACACCAAAGAGUGCCUGGAGCGGGCUCUGGCGAAAAACGAGCAGGUGAAGGGCAAGAUUGACACGAUGAAGAAAUUUAAAAGUCUGUUGAUUCAAGAACUUUCUAAAGUAUUCCCAGAAGACAUGGCCAAGUAUCGGAGCAUCCGAGGAGAGGACCAUCCCCCUUCCUAA
This is a messenger RNA of Orycteropus afer afer, 428 nucleotides long. It is a transcript of the gene MED10, whose product is annotated as mediator complex subunit 10. Gene Ontology annotation, molecular function: transcription coregulator activity. The record is from RefSeq and is a predicted model, not a curated record. Gene Ontology annotation, biological process: positive regulation of transcription by RNA polymerase II. NCBI's taxonomy places the organism in Eukaryota, Metazoa, Chordata, Mammalia, Tubulidentata, Orycteropodidae. Gene Ontology annotation, cellular component: mediator complex; chromatin.